UUGAUUGCAAUAUUCUGUCUCAGAUAAGAAUAAUUUUCUCGAUUACAUAUUUGCACGCGCACUCGUUAUUUUGCAAGCCGGUGGUAAAAUUAGGGAAAUACGAUGCGAAGAACUCGAUUUGAUUUUCGGAGUCCCAACAUCGUCGAUACUGUCGUACUUCCUAUCGUUUACCGAGGUUAAGCGACUUCCGCGUUCUAAACAGUUGGCAUCGACUUGCGCUUAUAUUCGUUUGAUAAACUUUUCGAGCUCCGACAAACGAACGGAAAAUAUGGACCCGUAUCGAAACGAAACUUUAAGCGUACCGGAUUAUUUAGACAGGGAGAUAUUUCCGAUCUUACUAAGCGCUAUGCGGGAGAUGUUGAUCGAAGUUCACCGCCGAGAUGCUCUGCAAGUUGAAUUUACACGAUUCCUGUUCCCGGUGACUUUGACACGUUGUCCAUUCCAAUUCGAAAAAAAUUUACCGUAUAUAUUGUACAGAAAGGGCAAAUGCUCGUUCAACGCCUUGGAUUGUCUCGCGGAAAUCCUCUGGAAUCGCAAUUCGCUACAUCCGAACAGGUCGCACACCUGGACGGAUAUUUUCGGCAUACCGCAAUUUCAACUAUGGCUGAGAUCGCAUCCUAGACCGAUUUAUCCGAAAUCGUGGCUGUGGACGAAAGAGGAGGCUGCUUUACGCAUACAGAGAUACAUUCGUGGUUGGCUCGUUAGGAAAAGGGCGGAUGUCCAAGAGAUGCGUCAGUUUUGGAAGAUUAUCAGUGCGGAGGGCACGGAACUCUCCAUUCCUGAAUCUGAUAAAACGGACUGCCGCAAGUCAGUCUGAUUGUUACUCCGUUUAUUUCCUUAGCCUGCCACUCAUAAUUUACAAGACAAUUAGUCUCUGCUGUUAACAAUUAUACACUUGAAAUAUAAUU
Messenger RNA from Dinoponera quadriceps, 908 nucleotides. Its product is annotated as IQ domain-containing protein K-like. The transcript is spliced from 3 exons. The coding region runs from base 269 to 817 and encodes 182 amino acids. The record is from RefSeq and is a predicted model, not a curated record. Gene Ontology annotation, molecular function: protein binding. Lineage: Eukaryota; Metazoa; Arthropoda; Insecta; Hymenoptera; Formicidae.